Impatiens glandulifera is the source of this 1935-nucleotide messenger RNA. Its product is annotated as triacylglycerol lipase OBL1-like. NCBI's taxonomy places the organism in Eukaryota, Viridiplantae, Streptophyta, Magnoliopsida, Ericales, Balsaminaceae. The transcript is spliced from 3 exons. The record is from RefSeq and is a predicted model, not a curated record. Gene Ontology annotation, molecular function: triacylglycerol lipase activity. Gene Ontology annotation, biological process: lipid metabolic process. Bases 129 to 1763 code for a protein of 544 amino acids.
AUAUAAAUACAUACCCUUCAUCAUCAUCGUAGUCAAUUCAAUUCAAUUCAAUCCAAUCAUCGUUCUCUCUUUCUUCAAACCAUAAAAAACAGAGCAACAACAAGUGAGAAACAAACUUGCAGAGGAUCAUGGUGAUGUCGGCGGAGGAGGAUCAUCAUAGUCCAGAUUGUGAUAACACAUGCCUCUCAGACGAAUACAUGAGACUAGAGCCUAACGAGGUAACAUUCAUAGACCUAUUCAAGUUCUUGUUCCUAAAAGACAAUAAAAAGUGGGAAUUUAUCAAGACCGAAUCACUUAAGAAAGACAAGAUCAACCCUUUUGAUUAUCCCAAUGAGGAGCCUAAAUUCAUAGACCAUAAAGAAAAUAAUAAAAAGAAGCAAUCGUCCAAACCUUUUGAGUAUCGCUGGAUAGUCUUCGUCUGUAUUUUCAUACAGAAGUUGUUACUAUUUGAUUCCAAACCUUUUAAGUAUCGCUGGAUAGUCUUCGUCUGUAUUUUCAUACAGAAGUUGUUACAAUUUGUUUCCAAACCUUUGUCAUGGGCUGGCUCUAAGUUUGAGAUGUGGCUCAAUAUCUGUUCUCGUAACGGAAACAUUUCUGGUCUUUUACUUAAACUGCUUCGAUGGGAGAUCAUCGAAAUCCCCGAAACGGAUAGCGAAAACUAUUUUUCCUUUAUUGGAUGCCUCGACAAGCGAAUGGAAUUACCUAACCAUAUCAAACAUGGUGACCCUACAUAUUACUCUUCAAUUGCUGUCAUGGCCUCCAAAUUAUCCUACGAGAAUCAAUCCCACGUCAAAAAAAUCGUCACCGAUUUUUGGAAGAUGGAAUUUAAGGGCUUCUACGACUUUUGGAAUGAUUACCAAGACAAACCAACUACCCAAGCAUUUAUCUUCAUAAAUAAGAACGUGGAGCCGGAAUUAACUGUGGUGGCUUUCCGCGGAACUGAAACCUUUGAUGCAGAUGCUUGGUGCACUGACCUUGAUCUCUCGUGGUUUGAUCUCGAAAAGAUAAUGGGAAAAGGAACGGGAAAAGCCCAUUGUGGCUUCAUGAAAGCCUUAGGCGCCAAGAAAGGCCAAGGAUGGCCAGAAAACAUCGAAGAAGAAAAAGGAGAAGUACUGAAAAAGCUUGCUUACUAUGAAAUCAGGAAGAUCCUUAAAGAGGUUUUUAGGGAGAACGAUAAAGGAAGGUUCAUAGUAACUGGACACAGUCUUGGAGGCGCAUUAGCCGUGCUCUUUCCUGCAAUACUAUCCCAUCAUAACGAAAAAGAUUUAUUGAAGAGAAUGGAAGGAGUUUACACAUUUGGGCAGCCGAGGGUAGGGGACGAGGAAUUUGGUAAUUUCAUGACAAAAAUGUUCAGGGAACAUGAAAUUGGAUAUCAUAGGUUUGUUUACGGAAACGACAUAGUGCCUAGGUUGCCUUACGACGACACUACACUUAUGUUUAAGCAUUUCGGUUCUUGUAUACUUUUUGAUUCGUCGUACAUUGGUGAUGUGGUGGAUGAUGAACCAAACAAGAAUUACUUCUCUAGAAAAUGGUUUUGGAAAAAGAUUAAGAUUGCUUGUAAGGAGCUGAAGAGGAGUUUCACUAUUGCCCGCGAAAAAAGCGAUGAUUAUAAGGAAGGAUGGAUGUUGAUGUUCAUUAGAAUGGUUGGACUGGUUUGUCCAGGCUUCUCGGCUCAUUCUCUUCGAGAUUACGAUAACUCGGUCCGCUUAGGGUUGGAUGAUGUUUUUUCCCGUCAUAAACAUAAGCUUUGUCAUUAUAACUAGGUUAAGUCAUUAUUAUCUGCUAUUGUUUAGAGAUGGUAAGAAUUAUUGUGUUGUUGUUAUUGUUAUUGUAGCAUCACCAAUGUGAAUAAUGGUUAGUUGAUAAAGCCUAAGGUUUUAACUACUAUCAUUUACACAAAAGUGUGAUCUUCAUAAUGAAAAUUUCAUGUUAUCA